Nelumbo nucifera (sacred lotus) is the source of this 2620-nucleotide messenger RNA. RefSeq names its product DNA polymerase delta small subunit (gene POLD2). Gene Ontology annotation, cellular component: delta DNA polymerase complex. Gene Ontology annotation, molecular function: DNA binding. The record is from RefSeq and is a predicted model, not a curated record. NCBI's taxonomy places the organism in Eukaryota, Viridiplantae, Streptophyta, Magnoliopsida, Proteales, Nelumbonaceae. Gene Ontology annotation, biological process: DNA strand elongation involved in DNA replication; DNA replication.
ACCUUUUGAUCUCCUUCAAGCUCUCAACCUAGCAGCGACAACCCUCAAUACCUCCGUCCAACUCGGUCCCCCUCUUUCUCAUUUUUAUCUCUUAUAUCUCUCCCCAAACACAAAAUACCCAGUGGGUAUUACCCACUAUUCAUCUUCUCUAUUGGAACCAACAGCGGACAUACAGAGGACUAUUCACAUCUUUCAGCCCUUGACACAGCAAAAACUAGUGGCGGCAACCUUCCCUCCGAUCUCUCCUCAUCUUCUCUCUCUCUCUCAUUUUUCUCUAUUCUUUUCUGCCAUAUUCUUCAUCUUCUUAUCUUUGUUGCAACCACCUCGCCUGUUAUUAUCUCCACCAUUGCAACCGGUACAUUGUUCACUUUCAUCUUCAAACUCUCAGCCGAAAAGAGCAGCAGCGGCAACCUUCCCCCGAUUUCUUCUCCCCUUCUUUCUCAUUCUCAUUUUCUCAUUCUUUUCUAGUUUUAUCCAUCACCAUCUUCUUCCUCUUAUUCUCUUCAUUGCAACUACUUCCCCUGUUCUCCCUUUCACCGCUACAAUAGACCCCCCUGUUCACUGUCACCUCUAUUGUUGCCGAAUCCAAACUUUCCCCUUCCCUCUCUUUCUCCCAUUAUACCUUGUUACUGUAAUUACAGCCAAACCACUACUACAACUCCAAGCAGCCUACAACUCCAAGCAGCAAGCAGUGUUCUCUCAGACUCCCAGCUUUCUCUUCGUCUCUCUCACUUCUCUCGAACCCUCUCUCUCCCACAGCAUCACCUCCACUCUAAUUUCCUUGCAGCUCUAAGCACCGAAGGAUUUUGAGUUGAAAAAAAAGAAGCAUGGAAAUCGAUGCUGUUGCGAAAAAUUUCCAGAGGAAACUAUCCGUCUAUCAGUCUCUGGAUGAGAGAUUCGAGAUUCAGAAGGAGAUGUAUAGAGGGCAGCAGUACAGCCAGAUUUACUUCAUUCGUCUCCACAAGAUGAGAAGUCUCCUUUAUUCCCUCGUUGAGAAAUGGAAGCCCGAUGUACCCGUUUGUACGGUUUUGGGACUUGAAGAAGGAAAAGAAUGCAUCAUUGUUGGAACUUUAUACAAACACAUGAAGCUCAAACCUUCGGUUCUAGACGAGUACUCAAAAGAGAGAUCUGUAGCUCCUCUGGUUAAAUCUCAUAAUUUCAUGCAUCCUGAUGACCAACUUGUUUUGGAAGAUGAGAGUGGUAGGGUCAAGCUUGGUGGAACUUUUCUUGCACCAUCUAUGUUUGUGACAGGACUUGUGGUGGCUUUGCAUGGAAAGGAAACUAGUGCUGGUGACUUUUUGGUUCAAGAUAUUUUAGAACCUGGUCUACCACCACAAAUGCAGCUUCCAUGUGGUUCAGGGGAAGACAAGUAUGUUGUUUUUGUUUCGGGGCUGAGUGUUGGUAGCAAUACUUCUAAUCCUCUCCAACUCCAGCUUCUUAUUGAUCAUAUCACAGGGCAUUUAGGAGAUGAGAAGGAGCAAAGUAUUGCAUCACAAAUAGUUCGUGUGGUUGUUGCUGGGAACUCUGUUGAAAUUACUCUUGGACUUCUUAAUGGACAGGCUUUGGCUUCAAAGGAUCAAUCUAGGUUGUCUGAGCCAAUUAAAGAGCUUGAUAUUUUGUUAACACAGCUUGCCGCAGCUGUAUCUUUGGAUAUCAUGCCAGGGCCUAGUGACCCAGCAAACUUCUCUCUACCUCAACAGCCUUUGCACCGAUGCCUUUUCCCUGGGGCAUCAGCUUAUAAUACUUUCGUUUCAUGUACAAAUCCUCACUCAUUUGAACUUGACAAUGUUAGAUUUCUUGGUACAUCGGGUCAGAACAUAGACGAUCUUGGAAAAUACUCUGAUGCUGAAGAUAGCCUUGAUUUUAUGGAGAGAACAUUAAGGUGGAGGCAUCUAGCACCAACAGCACCUAAUACACUUGGGUGCUAUCCCUUCACUGAUAAGGAUCCUUUCCUCAUAGAGAGCUGUCCUCAUGUUUACUUUGUUGGUAAUCAGAAUAAAUACAAGACCCGCUUGUUAAGAGGAUCAGAGGGACAAUUAGUAAGGCUUAUUUGCAUCCCUAAAUUCUUGGAAACUGGUGUUGCUGUUGUGCUUAACAUGAGGAAUCUUGAGUGCCAUACUCUCAGUUUCUCAACACACUUGGACCCAUAGCAAAUGGGGACUGUUCACAAAGAAGGCAUGUUGGGACUUGAGAUCUGAUGAACAAAGGGAUGCAGGUUUGAUCACAAAUAUGGAAUUUGUUUACCUGCAUAUACGUUCAUUUAAGGGUUGAGGAUACAGUCUCUGAACAAAACUCUCGCAGCAGCCAUGAAGCUCCUCGCUUGGAAUUGUUGGGGUUGCAGUUGUUCCUUGACAAUGAGUAAUUAGAGAUUGAUGCAUAAAAGAUUUGAUACGAUGUUUCUGAUACCAAAAACAACUUAAAGCAAAAAUGCUUUCUUGUUAGAAUUUUUUUUUUUUUGGUGAAGUUACUGCUAGAAGAUUGAGCUUUCAAAAAUAAUCAUGGGGUUUCUGCAAGUGGUCUUCUUAGCAGUCUAUUUAUUUGUUAUAAAGAUCGAGUACUCUGACAUUUUUGUUUGUUUCUAAUCAUAACAUCAUUCAUGAUUUCAUCAGUUUCCAUGGUA